Molecule: messenger RNA, 7811 nt
Organism: Anarrhichthys ocellatus (wolf-eel)
Lineage: Eukaryota; Metazoa; Chordata; Actinopteri; Perciformes; Anarhichadidae
Gene: rbm15
Product: RNA binding motif protein 15
Exons: 1
Coding region: 144-2696 (850 amino acids)
Molecular function (GO): RNA binding
Source: RefSeq, a predicted model, not a curated record
CUGUACAAAAUGGCGGCUGUUGUUGUUUUGCCGCAGGGUCAGUGAAUAAAUCCGUUUUUCAUUUCAACAAUUUUCUGCACUCAGUUGCAGAAACAGCAAUACAAAGCCCAGGUGUCCCGAGGGUCGGCUCCGUGUGGACUGAAAUGAAAGGUAAAGAGCGGUCGCCGAUCAAAAAACGCUCCCGGGCCUUGGACGACAUACGAGACAGGGGAGGAUGCCACCCGACCAGCAAGAAAAUGGGGGCUCUCUCCGUUUCCAGUGGGAGUAAUAAUGGAAAUAGCUCGGCUAAAAGCGACGGCGGCUCGACGAGAAGGAGUCUACUCGGUGAAAAAAGAGACAGAGAUUUUGACGGUCACAGUCGGACUGGAAAUAACCACAGUUGUCAGUCUGCUGCCGCUAGCUCCAUCGGUAAGAACCACAGCCUGAGCCUCACGCUGGACUUAGCCUCACCGAGGACCGCUUCACGGGCGGAGCAGCGGGUGCAGCCGCCGAGCACCGAGAGUGAGUACAAAACACUCAAAAUAAGCGACCUCGGCACCCAGCUGAGCGACGAAGACAUAGAGGACGGACUCUUUCACGAGUUUAAGAAAUUCGGAGACGUGAGCGUUAAGAUAAGCCGUAGCAACGACGAGCGGAUAGCGUUCGUGAAUUUCAGGAAGCCGGAGGACGCCAGAGCCGCUAAGCACGCGAGGGGACGGUUGGUGCUCUACGAUCGUCCGUUGAAAAUCGAGGCCGUGUACAUAAACAGGAGGAGAAGCCGCUCCCCCGUGGAGAGGGACUUGUAUGGUGCAGCUCAAAGCCACAGACAUUUGCAGAGACCCCUCUCGCCCACCGGGCUCGGAUACAGAGACUACCGGCUGCAGCAGCUGGCCUUGGGACGGCUCCCCCCUCCCCCGCCGCCCCCUUUGCCCAGAGAGCUGGAGCGGGAGAGGGAGUUUGCCCUGUUUGAAGCCAGGGCACGCCCCGCUUUCAUUGCAGAGCGAGCAGCUUUUCGCGAGGAGGACUUUAUAUCUCCAGAAGAUGACCAAAGAGCCAAUAGGACGUUGUUUUUAGGCAAUCUGGACAUAACUGUUACAGAGGCGGACCUGAGGAGAGCUUUUGACAGGUUUGGGGUCAUAACUGAAGUGGACAUUAAAAGACCCACACGAGGACAAACCAGCACAUAUGGAUUUCUGAAAUUUGAGAAUCUUGACAUGGCUCACCGUGCUAAACUUAGUAUGUCUGGCAAAAUAGUCGGCCACAACCCCAUAAAGAUAGGUUAUGGGAAAGCAACUCCCACCACACGCCUGUGGGUGGGUGGACUCGGACCCUGGGUUCCUGUAGCUGCCCUAGCAAGAGAGUUUGAUCGCUUUGGCACUAUAAGGACCAUUGACUACAGAAAGGGGGACACUUGGGCCUACAUUCAGUAUGAAAGUUUGGAUGCUGCACAAGCGGCGUGCACACACAUGAGGGGCUUUCCCCUGGGAGGUCCAGAGAGAAGACUUAGAGUGGACUUUGCUGACACUGAGCAUCGUUACCAGCAGCAGUUCCUGCAGCCUCUCCCAAUACCACCGUUUGACAUGGUGGCGGAGUCAUUUGUCCACCGUGCCACACCUGAACCUCUGAGGGUCAGGGAACGGACUCCACCGCCACUUCAUUUCAGGGAAAGAGAGCUCUUUCCUGGAACUGAGUGGCCCAAUCCAGCUAUUCGUGAUCGGGUACGUGCUUCACCCUUUGAGCCUCUGGAGCACUUGGAACGUGAGCGGCGGGCACGAGAGCCCUGGUCGCUGGAACGAGAGCUACAGGGACGAGAACCUGCACGCAAGCGGCGUAUAAUGGAGGACGGACGCCAUAUAGACCACUCCCCUGACAGCACUGAGAGGACAGUAAGGCGUAGACGUGCUUCUCCAGAUGGCAGUCCUGGAGGUAGCAGCAGAGAUGGAGGGCGCUUCAGUGACCCGGAGCGCCCUCCGCGGGCCGAGAGACCCUCUCCGGCACGAGAACGUCACGGCAGCCUGGAAAAAAGUGUGGCUGAACGGAGACUCAAAAGCCAGAGUCUCUCUGACAAGGGACCACCAAGCAGCAGUGUUUCAUCAGUUGGAGAGCGUAAGCGCAAAGCCGGUGAUGGUGGUAAAGGGCCGGCCAAAAGAGAACGUUCUGAGAACAAUUCCAAGGGAGGCCAGCCGUCCAAACCAGACGGCACAAAACUCAGUCUGGCCUGGCAUGGUAUGCUGCUACUCAAGAACAGCAACUUCCCGGCCAACAUGCACCUGCUGGAGGGCGAUCACAAUGUAGCCAGCGACCUGCUUGUUGAGGGCACAUCAGGGCGGCAGGUGAGCGAGCUAAAGAUCACCCAGCGUCUCCGUCUGGACCAGCCCAAGCUUGACGAAGUGUCCCGGCGCAUCAAGGUGGCGGGUCCCGGUGGCUACGCCAUCCUGCUGGCAGUUCCUGGGACCACAGAGGAUUCGUCUUCGUCUGACCCUGCAGCCUCGACUCAGCGGCCGCUUCGCAACCUGGUGUCCUACCUCAACCAAAAACAAGCAGCUGGAGUCAUCAGCCUACCUGUGGGAGGGAGCAGAGAUAAAGACAACACAGGGGUUCUUCAUGCUUUCCCUCCCUGUGAUUUCUCCCAGCAGUUCCUGGAUUCCUCUGCCAAAGCUCUGGCUAAAAGUGAAGAGGACUAUCUGGUCAUGAUUGUGGUUCGUGGAGCAUCUUAAAAAAAAAAAAUCAGAACACACACACAAGUUCAAGUGGUGUAAAAAGAAAAAAAAGAAAAAAAAAAGAAAUCUGCUGUAUGUCAGUAACUAUUGCAUGCUGUGUGUUCUGCAUUAUGGGGUACACUAGUAUGGUUCUUGAGUGUUUGUAUGUUACCAUGUAAUCCACUAAAAUAGCAAACCCUGCCCUCCUACUAAACUAAAAGGAUGUGUGUAUUUGAAAUAAUUUUUAAUUGCUCACAGUCAAAAACCUGCAGUAAUUCAGUCAGAACAUAUUAAAAUAUGAGGAGCACUUGUUGACUACAUUUAAUUUAAGAAUAGAUGAGGCAUAUAGAAAACUGUUUUUUUGGUUAAUUUACAGGUUUAAAAACAGGUUUCCAACUCUACUACGAGAAAAGAAUUAAAAAAACUAAAAAAACAAACCAGAUUUGCACUGAGUAGACACAACAACACCUCCACUACAAUAAUACCACAAACAAUAGCCUCACAGGCUACUAUAGUGUUGAGGCCACGCCUCCCUGACUGUGUUAACAACAAGCUGAAAUGUACAAGUUUAAAAAGGUCAUGUUUGUGUCCAGGCUGUUAUACUGCAUUACCUUAGAUUGUAUAGGUGUUAUUGUGUCUAUAGGCUUUUACAUGAGGAGAAUCAGAAAAACAUCCCUUUUCAAGGCUUUGAAUUACAGUGCAAUAAUAUUUCUACCACUGAGCAUUUCUUAACUGACGGUUCUCUGUGAAGGUGGAGUUAAUGGUUUGGUACUGCAGUUACAAAGCCAAUCAAGACAAAAAAAUCAUUUUGGAGGCCGAAACAUUUCGCACAACUUUUCUCCGGCACACCACACUCACCAGAAGUUUUAGGCUUCCAUCAUCGGGUAACCUCCCUGAUGUCAACACGAUAGCUAAAACUGUUUGGUGGAUGGAGUGCGGUGUACUGCAAGAGUUAUGCGAUGUGUUUUGCGUGUGUGUGCUCUCAAAGUUGGAAAACAUUUUGAAGGUCCCCGGUUAAAACGUCUCUAGAAACACUGGCACAUAAUGUUGUGAAUUCAGUCACAACAUGUUGUGAAUUCUGUUAAAAAAGAGAUAAAUAACGUUCAGUUUCAUGGUUUGGAUUUGAGAGUAUUUUUUAUUAAUGUGUUCCUCAGUGUUGGAACACCAAAUUGCAAGAUAGACAAUGAACUCAGUGUGUGUCCACUGGUGAAACUAAAUUGUUACGUCAACUCUAUUUGGAAUGCUGAAUACUAACAGAUGUGAUAUUUUCGCCCAGGGAACAGCCCAUAACGUGACGCGCAUAGCAUAGUAAAGCAAAUACUAACAUGUUUUUCAUAUUUUUUACUUCAUAUUUUAUUUUGUGCAUCCCUACCUUAGAAAUGGUUGUGUAAUGUGAUCUAUGAAAAACUACAGUAGUAAUGGAUAAAAAAAAAAAAAGCUUAGAGUUUUGUGUUGUUUCAUUUAUUGCUCUGAAGCCAGUAGGUCCUCAAAUCAUAAUAAUAAUAUUCAGUAUCAGUAAUACGUUGGUACAAAGUGACAAAAACCUGCUCUUUGUUCAGUAAGUAGGUCUGAGUCAUUUUAACGUUUUAGAAACACUUUCAUGUUCAUGUUUGAAUCAUAUUUUAGAGGUAUAAAUUGGACACGAUACAACUCAUGCCUGCCAACAUGUUCCCAAGGCCUACUUAUCGAAUUUUGUUUUGCCAUUGGAUGUUUGUCAUGCAAUAGAAAACCGCUGAUUAUGGUUUAAUGUGUAUUGAAAACAAACUUGUUCUGUGUGAACAUCACACCCACUUCAACGUUGGACUCUCGAGGAGACGAGCGCAGAGACGAAACUCUCUGCAGAGAAGGUGUUUGUGAGUCCUCGCUAAUGAGGCAACUUUUAAGUUGUGUAUCCCAACUGCACCUGUGAUGACUUCUGUUUUAAAUGGAAAAAUUGAGCAAUGUACACUUUGAUGUCAUGGGAAAGGAAAAUCCAUAGAGCCCAUGCGAAGCUGUUCACAUACCUGCAAGUGCAUUUGGGCACUUAAUGUGACCGAUUAUCAAUAAAUUGUUCAUUUGAAGGGAAACAUGUUUCUUCGAUGGAAGUGAAUUGAAGGAACACGCUGCCAUACCUUAUUGUGUUUCGACGGAGUUGUCACUUGAAAUUUUGUUUCUGCACACGAGGGAGACAAUUUGCAGUUUGUUUAGCACCAGUGAAGAGAGACGCCUGUAUCGCGUGAGGAUCGCUGUUUGCUUACAGGCCUGUUCUGAGCUCCUAAGUUGCCUGUCAUAAAUCACUCCCCCAUGAGUCUCCGUUAUACCGUCAACGUUUCCUGUUGGCAACGUGAACACCUGAACAGGAUCGAGGAGCCUCUCCGCUGCCUGUUGUUUACAGCCAGUUUGCAGUGUGAAGCAGUGGCAGACGCAGACAGCGGUGCAGUUUGGGAGUCGAGGGCAGGAGCCAGUAACCUGUUGUCUUCCCUGCUCUCUACUCUAAAGGUUUCAUGUGCAUUGUUCCUGGUCCUGAAUAGGAGCUGAGGAAAUCCCAUCACCGGCCGUCACACACACUCCACUCAGGAGAUUGUGGGCAACACCUCUCUGAAAUUUCCAUAGCGUCUACAGUUCCAGCUGUCUCACUGCAGAGGCCAAGCUGAACCACUGGGGUGAUUUGUCUUUAUUAUGCUUUGCCCGGUUAUGAUUUGAUUUGACUUAAUCAGGGAAGAGGAUUGGCCCCAAACCUCAGCUAGGAAUAUUGUUUGCCCCCAUCUUCGUGUUCUCCUCUGAUUGAACCCUCUCCGAGGAGACGAGUGAAGAAGUGUGUAUUGCGGUGCUGAAGCUGUAUUCCAUCGUCAUCUGAGGUCUGCUGCAGCAUGGAAAUGAAAUGCCAACAGGCCAAAUUGCUUACCCUUUUUGACACUGCUGGAAGGAAUCCACACUGCGGACCCCAAAGCCUCUCCCAAAUUCCUCUAGGAGACCUGUUUAUUUUGCCAAUGCCCUUUUUAUAAGUUUACGGCCACUUUGCACAGGAAAGAAAGUUUUCCAUUUCCUCCUACCAUCCAUUUUAGUCAUGCUAAUGUGAAAACAAAUGCUGUGUUCUGUGCUGAGAAGGACCCCUCACUUCACUAGAGAAACAUUGCCAUCUUGAGGACCAUGGAGCUCCUGCUUUCCUCUCACAGUCUACCUGACAAAUCACACUCAUGCACAGCAGACACCCCGGACGGAGCUGGUAUCUUUGACUGCUGUAUAGAAACGACAUGAGGGUGAGUAAGGAGAGGGAGAGCUGUCUGCCGGGUCUGUAUCGGUGGCUCAGGCAGCAGUGGUAAGUAUAAAGUGUCAGCACCACAUGCUUUUACAAUAACACAUGCAAAAUGGCACACUAGUCUUCAGCCAGAGACACUACUGAGGUUAUUCACACUGAUGGCAGAAAUUAAAUAGUGCAAGAUAACAGGGUCGUUUAAUGCCAACAAUAACUCACUGCACAUAGUGCUGCUCCCAUCAGCGGCUUGAAACUCAACAAAACUGAAUUAUAAGUUGUGAUAGUGAACAUUUUAAUACCUGAAUGUAUACUCUUGAUAAUAUACUGAAGUCAUGUAGAUGUUUGUUUACAUUCAUUGCCAAAUUGACGUAAAAGGUUGACAUUUUACAGUGAAGGUACAGCAGUUGAUGCAAAACCAACUUGUGAUCGUUAUCAUUCACUUAAAUGUUCAUCUUGGCACUCUGCUGCAGGACCUACGGUCAUGAAGAUCUAACAUGGUUCACAUCUCUUUUAAGACUCACAUUCUUUCAUGUUUAACGUUGUGAGUAAGCCCCUCCUCAUCAAAGAUAAUGUUAUUGAUCCUGCUUAAAGAAAGAUUAUUUCUUGUUCAAGCUUAAAGUAUUAACAUCAGUUAGGCAAAUGUAAUUUAAAGGAACUGUAGUCACAUAAGAAAAUGUUUUUUAGCAGAAAAUUGUCUUUUGCAUUCGGAGUACUAAUGACUGAAGGCCACAAAUAAUAACCUCCAGUUAACACAAUGGAGAAUAUGAAUGUGAGAUUUAAAGUCCAUGACCUUUUAAAUCCAUCACAUCCCAUCAGUUAUCAAUCAACAUGUAGCUUGUGAAACAAAAUCAAUCUGUGGCCAAUACUUGACUGUUUAACCUGACGGCUGGCGUUUCAGUGCCAGUAUGCUUUCUCUUUACUCCCAGUAUAUCGGGGCUGUAUGAGCAGCUGUAUGUGUGUCAAACCAGAACCAGAGAGGUAUGCAAGUAGAUAUUCACAAAUCAAUAUAUAUCGAGCAGCAAUAUGAUGCUUGUUUGUUUUGUUCAAAAAUGAGGUAUUAGCUUUUGUCUUCAUACACCGUGUUAACAAAAUAGGCCCUCUUACACCCUCUUAAUACAAGGAAUUCUCAAGUUUCACCAAUUUUAAAGGCUACUUUGUGAAUUGAUCUACAUCUGGAGAAAUUAAGUUAUUCUGAGUCCGGUCAAUGUGUCACCAGAUUUCCAGAUCAGAGUUGUUGCCUAUAAUCCUUUGUAAUGUAGUAUUAGUGUAAGUAAGACAUCUCAUCGUGUUGUAUACUGGUGUACAAUAUGGCAUUCAACAUUCAACAUUCAUAUCUCAGUUCCACAAAUCUCAUGUCAUAUUUGCUCAUGUAAUUCUGUUAGAAAGAACUGAUUUACUACAAAACAAACAUCUAUACCAUAUAACAUCAAAAAUCUAUAAAAGCCACAAAUGUGUCAAAUACGAUUUCACACUUGAUUUAUGUUAUGUUCAUUGAGGUUUAAAGCACUCACUUGAAUAUUAUGUCGAUAACCAGCACAAUCAAUCAUCUUCAAAUCCUUUACACUGUAAACUGCUGUCAAGAUUAAACCGUGUUGUUAUGUUUCCUAUACAGAGGUACAGUGGAGCAGUUGAUGCAUCCCUUUGCUUCCAGGCCUCCAAUCCACACACUAGAUGGCAUCUACUGUAAGUAACCUGUUUGCUUUGAUUAACAGUACAUUAACAAUCUGAUUGAUAUAACAUGUUGAACCCUUUUAUUUACCAUGUCAAAUAAUUACAAGCAUUUGUUGGGUCUACUUUUAAACCCACGGUGGAAAUGAAUGUAAUAAUAUAGUCUAAAUCAUGUUGUUUAAUGCCGUCGGUUUGUCUCCAAAAUGUGUCAAUAAAACAUGUAAAAGAUG